GAGUUACCUAUAUUUAUCGAUACAAACAAUGCUUCCAAUAUUCAGUUCGAGAAUCAGCUUCCUCCAGUGAAUAUCGGAGCCAUUUUUCGGUGAAAAAUUUGUUUCUGUGAUUGGGUCUGUGAAUUGUCCUGUUCUUUCGAGAAUGAAGAUCAUAGUGGUUUUGGCUUGUGUGGCCAUGGCUGCGGCGCGGCCAGAGGCUCCUCUUCAAGGUUAUAACUAUGCAGCACCACGACCAAUAGUGCACGGAGGUGUGUCAUCUUCAGCAGUUCAUGCCUCUUCUCAUAGUCAUGGUGGUGGUUACUACACGGCACAGGCUCCAGUACAUGUGGCCGCUCCUGUGCAUGCUGCUCCUAUCCAUGUGUCAGCACCAGCUCCUGUAUACCAAGGAACUGGCUUUGGUUCCGCCAUCUCCGGUGGUGGAGCAUUCGAUAGUGGCCAUUCGGCUGGUUUCGGUGGUGCUAUCUCCGGUAGUUCUUUCUCCGGUGCCUCUGCCUCCGGUGGCUCCCUUUCAGGUGGCUCUUUCGGUGGCGGUUCCUUCGGCGGUGGCUCCUUUGGCGGUGGCUCCUUCGCUGGCGGCGCUCAGGCUUUUGCUCCCCAGCAAACCGUGGUCCAGAAGCACAUCUACGUACAUGUGCCUCCACAGGAACCCGAAGAGACCCGUCCCCAGCAGGUCUUGAGCCAGGGAGUGGCCCGUAAGCACUACAAGAUCAUCUUCAUCAAGACACCGAACGUGCAGCCAUCGGCCGCCCAGAUCGCUCUCCAACAGUCCCAACAGGAGGAGAAGACCAUCGUCUACGUGCUGGUCAAGAAGCCCGACGAGCAGGCCGAUAUCAACAUCCCGCAGCUGCCGUCUCUGCCACCAAGCAAACCCGAGGUCUACUUCAUCAAGUACAAGGCCAACAAGGGUGCAUCCCACGGUGGGCUGGUCGGUGGUGCUAUCGGUGGCGGCGCCAUUGGUGGCGGAGUUGCCUCUGCGGGACAUGGAUUCGAUGCUUCGUUGGGCUCCCUGGCAUCCAGCGGUAGCGGUGCUGCGUCGUCCGUUGUCGGUGGUGGCGUUCCACACACGGAUUAUGGAGCCCCCGCCGCUCACCAGGGCUACCCCUAGGAGGUCACACCGAUCGAGCCCGACCCAAAGCUAUCCCCGAACGGCUGAUCCAUCCGCGAUACCUCCGUAUUUGCUUUAAAGCUAGUCUAGUUAAGUGCGUGCGAGCGAGCGAUUGCUGUAGGUGCGACGACAAUACUCGGUUAGACCCCCUGAUGCGUUCACAGAGCAACGCAAACCAAUUGAGACAUCGGACUAAACACGAAAACUGAGGGGCUAUUAUUAGGCACGAUCGAUGGUUCUAUUCGGGCCUGGGUGCGCCGCCGCGGCUGCCAUCUCUCCUCACGUAACGGUGACAGAGGAAAGAUGGUCACCCUGGCAACCAUUAUCUCAUUUGCACAGCCUACUAACACUAAAAGCACCCAGGAUCGGAAACCAUCUUCGUGUCUACGUGGAAGACUAAUUUAAUUUAAUGCUGACAAUUUUUUCGCUGUUAAAUUAUUGAAACAUACCCCGAAAAAUAGUAAUUUUUAGAUAAGAUAUGUGUAGAAAUGAUAGGAGGAGAGAAACAAAUUGUUGCUUAUAUUUAAGUAUCCUAUUAUAGAACGAAAAUAAAAGAGAGAUUAUACAAACAAAUUAA
Armigeres subalbatus is the source of this 1682-nucleotide messenger RNA. Its product is annotated as keratin, type II cytoskeletal 1-like. The record is from RefSeq and is a predicted model, not a curated record. The transcript has 4 exons. NCBI's taxonomy places the organism in Eukaryota, Metazoa, Arthropoda, Insecta, Diptera, Culicidae. Bases 143 to 1105 code for a protein of 320 amino acids.